AUGUCCCCUUUAUCCACGUCUGGCAUCACUGCCUCGCCGCAAUCACGUUGGUACAAGACUCCCACGACCGAUGCCGAUUUUAUUGCGGCUGGCCGUGCGGAGAACUUCGCCAGCAUUCGCGCGGUCUAUCGCGAACUUUCGACAAUUACUGAACGGGUUAAGGACGAUAUGAUUGCCAUUACUGCGUUCUUGGACAAACAUGAACAGUUCGACACCCCUUCUCCGUCCGAGGACGAAGUUGUGGAGGGCAAUCCCUUCGAUAUGAACGUGGACUAA
Molecule: messenger RNA, 276 nt
Organism: Penicillium atrosanguineum
Lineage: Eukaryota; Fungi; Ascomycota; Eurotiomycetes; Eurotiales; Aspergillaceae
Exons: 2
Coding region: 1-276 (91 amino acids)
Source: RefSeq, a predicted model, not a curated record